Molecule: messenger RNA, 1504 nt
Organism: Mangifera indica (mango)
Lineage: Eukaryota; Viridiplantae; Streptophyta; Magnoliopsida; Sapindales; Anacardiaceae
Product: MTOR-associated protein MEAK7
Exons: 8
Coding region: 90-1352 (420 amino acids)
Source: RefSeq, a predicted model, not a curated record
AACUAUUAACGAAUAAUUAUAAGACUUUACCAGUAGAUUCAUACUUAAAAACAAUCCAAUUUUUUGAUAAAGCAAAGUAAGCAAAUUCAAUGGGAAACGCUCAAUCACCUCCUGCAGAUCUUCGCUUCGUUUCUGCUUCCAGAGCAUUUACUCAGAAUGAUCUUCAACAACUCAAAUCACUCGUCAUGUCGCUGGCUGCCCAGUCACAAAGCAAUGCCAAACACAUAUCUCCCUCUGUUUUUAAGAUGUAUUUUGGAUUGGAUGGUCCUCUUGGAGAAAGAUUGUUCAAUAUAAUUACCCAGAAACGCAAGGAUCAGAAACUUACUUUCGAAGACCUUGUGGUUGCUAAAGCUACUUAUGAGAAAGGAACAAAAGAUGAAAUUGAAGAUUUUCUUUAUCGAUUAGUGGACAUUAAUGAUAAUGGCUCUUUGGGAAGGUCAGAUCUAGAAUCUGUUCUAAUUGCAAUGCUGGAAAGUAUAUUUGCCACAAAGAUUUUUGGAAAUGGUUCAAGUUUUCAUCAGGACACUGUGAAUGUAUUUCUUAAUGCUGGAACUUUUUCAAAUAACGAAGGAUGUAAUGAGGAAAGUAUGUCUUUUGAAGAUUUCAAAGGUUGGUGCGCACUUAUUCCAUCAGCCAGGAAGUUUCUUGGAAGCUUAUUGAUGCCCCCAGAUCCAGGAAGACCAGGAUGCCAAGUUCCUCGAUUGCUGCAUUUGGAGAAUAUUGAUUCUAGUAUUUUAUUAUUGAGGAAGGAAUAUGCAUGGCACAUAGGGGGAGCUCUUUCCCAGCAAGAACUGGAGGAGUGGAAACUCUUGUAUCAUAGUGCUUUGAAUGGUUUAAGUUUCAACACAUUCUUGGGCAGCAUAUCAAAUGAUGAAGGACCUACUUUGUUGAUUAUUAAGGACAAAGAAGGAUACAUAUAUGGAGGUUAUGCGUCUCAGCCUUGGGAGAAGCAUGGUGAUUUCUAUGGAGAUUUGAAAUCUUUUCUUUUUCAGCUAUACCCGAAGGCAGCUAUUUUCAGGCCUACUGGAGCAAACAAUAAUCUUCAAUGGUGUGCAGUGAAUUUCAGUUCAGACAGCAUCCCCAAUGGAAUUGGUUUUGGAGGACGUGUUAAUCACUUUGGUCUUUUCCUCUCGGCGGGCUUUGACCAAGGGCAUACCUUCAGUUGUACCACAUUUGGAAGCCCUUCUCUUUCGAAGACCAACCAAAUAGAUCCCGAUGUAAUAGAAUGCUGGGGAGUUAUCAGAGGAGCUCAGAAAGAGAAACAGGAUGCUGGCAAAGGUACUGUAUUAGAUAGAUUUAAAGAGGACCGCCAUAUGCUUAACAUGGUUGGGCUUGCGAAUUCAAGUGAGUAAUGCCAUGAAAUUUCCAACACUAUCAAUAUAACCCUGUACCUGGACACCAUGUGGCUUGAUACCUGUCAAAUAACCAAGCAUGAUUGUUACUCAGGCAUGUUUGUAUGUUUGUAUAUUUAGAAAGAAUUAUUGGUACUGCACUAUUGCUAGUC